AUGUCGGACAACGAGAAUAUAGAUAUUACAAAUCUUAGUGAAGGGAAGAUUGAUAAAUAUAUAUAAUAAUUAGAGAGCUCUAUUCUAAAGAGAAGUACUAUUUAUGGUUUUGAUGAUUUAACAGUAAGUGAUUCUAAUUAACGAAAUUUUAGAUGAUGAAAUAGAAUCAAUUAUUAUGCAAAUUACUAAAUCAAUAAGGUCUUUUAGCAUUAUAAAAAUAAAAUUUUGAACAAUGUAUUGAAUAUUUAAAAAAAGCAGAAGUUGCUACAAUUUAUGUACCAGAAUUUAAGGUAUCAUUUAACGAUAAAAUAGGUUCAAACUUUUAAUAAUUUGGCAUGUUAUUAUAGAAAGAUGGGUAAAACUAGAACUGCCCUUUAAUAUUUACAAUAAGCAUUAUAAAUAGAAUUACAGUAAUGAUAAUUUCUAUAGUUUAGAUAAAAAUAAUCUAAUUCACUUCCAGAUAUCUAUCUUAAUCUAUGUGCAGUUCUUUCUUAAUUAGAAAGACAUGAUGAAGCUAUUCAACAUAUUUAUUUAUCAAUCAUUAUGUUGCAACAUGAAUUACUUAUUUCAUCAUUUUAAAAGCAAGAUUUAAAAUAAGAUUAAGAGCCAAGUAUUUUUAAUUGUUUUAUAUUAUUAGCUUUACCAUCUAGAUAAUCAAGUGUUUAAUUUGUAAAUACUGUUAAAUCUAAUUGUAAUGAAAAUAAGAAAAUUUAAGAACGAAUGUCUAUUUUAGUUGUUGCAUAUCAUAAUUUAGGAGUUGAAAUGGAACAUCUAAAAUUAUAAUUUGAAUCUAAGAAAAUAUUUUAAUCUGCUUUAUAAUUAUCAGAGUAAUGUUUACCUUAAGAUCAUCAAUUAAGACAUACUCUUGGGGAUAUUACCAAAAAAUAUAAUCAUGAAUAAUAAUAACAAUAAACAAAUGAAUAACUUGCACUUAAACCACUCUUACCUAAAGUUCAUCAUAAAAAUUCAGAACUUAAUUAAAUUUAUAAAAGUGUAUCGCCAAAACAACUAUUGAAGAGGAAUAUUUUAUUUUAAUAAUAAAAAAUCAUUCCUUAUAAGACUAUCAAAUUUACAAAAAAAAAUUCACUUAGUGAAACCUAUAGAGUAGAACGAGAUAGAAUUAUGAGUAUAAAUGUAACCACAGAAGUAAUUACCAAAAGUCAAGAAAAUAAAGAUAUUAGCAAUGUUCCAUAUUUGAAAACAGUCUUAGAUACCGUUAAUUAAACAACUAUAUUUUGA
Molecule: messenger RNA, 1239 nt
Organism: Paramecium sonneborni
Lineage: Eukaryota; Ciliophora; Oligohymenophorea; Peniculida; Parameciidae
Source: the annotation of a GenBank genome assembly